Molecule: messenger RNA, 1722 nt
Organism: Dictyostelium discoideum AX4
Lineage: Eukaryota; Evosea; Eumycetozoa; Dictyosteliales; Dictyosteliaceae
Exons: 2
Coding region: 1-1722 (573 amino acids)
Source: RefSeq, a predicted model, not a curated record
AUGCAAAAUAUGGAAAAUAUUUAUAAUUUAGAGUUUUCAAAUGGGAAAAUUAAUUAUUUAAAUUUUACAAAUUUACCACCCAGUUUACAUUAUUUAACAAUGGAAAAUAAUGGUAUGACAGGUACGAUACCAACUUGGUAUCCAAAUAAUUUUUCAAUGCUUUUUCUAAAGGGUAAUAAGUUGACAGGAGAGUUUGAUGAAAAUUGGUAUAAUGAUGAUUUUGAUAUUAGCGAUAACUAUAUUGAUAUUUAUCUUCCAUCAUGUUUUAAAUGUCAUUAUUUACAACCAUCGAUUAGCAGACCAAUAUCUGGUAAUAGAUUUAAAAAUUUCGACCCAAAUAAUUUAGAACCAUGUUUAAGCAUAGAUUUAAAUCUUUCAUAUAAUAAUUCCACUGAUCAAUUACUAUUGUAUGGUAGUGAUCUUGGAUUUCCAACAUCAAUCAUGAUAUUAGAUAACCCAAUUUUAGUAUUUGAUUAUGGUGAACAAUGCAAAGAAAUUAGAAUUUUUAAGCCUAGAUGGAAGAUAGGAGAAGUACCAAAAGCAAUUAAUGUUACAUUUCCUUUUUUACCACAAGGUCAAAGAACGUUUGAAAUCUCUGCAUAUAAUGAAUUUUUACCACAAAUCAGUAGUAUAAUUAGAUAUUCAGAUUAUUUUAUUAUCAGUGGUAAAUACUUUGCAUACAAUCAGAGUGUAACUACUGUUUUAAUUUCAAAUCAUUCAUGUUCAAUUAUAACAAGUAAUUUCAAUGAAAUUCAAUGUUAUCUUUCAAAUUCAAAUCAAAUCAUUAAUAAUGAAGAAUUAAUUACAAGUAUUAUUCAAGUUAUGAAUGUUUCAAGUACAUUUAAUUUCAGAGUGAAUCAAGCAUGUAAUGGUAAUAAUUGUCCAAUCGCAGAUUGUAAUAAAUAUGGUGAAUAUAAUUAUGAAAGUGGUGUUUGUGAUUGUUAUUCAAAUGAAUGGAGAGGCUAUUCAUGUGAAUUAAAAUCAUUAAAUUGUUUAAGUAAUGAUUGUAGCGGUAAUGGUUAUUGUAAUAAUAUCAUUGGUAAAUGUGAAUGUAAUACAAAUAGAGUAUUCGAUGAUUGUAGUGGUAUAUUAUGUAAUAAUGGUCAUGGUUGUUUUAAUGGAGGUAAUUGUAAUUUUCAAAAUGGAAUUUGUAAUUGUUCAUCCAAAUGGAUCGAAAGUUCAGGAUGUGCAACACCCAAACAAUCAAUUGAUUCACAACAAUUAGUACAAAUAGAAAAUGAUCAAAUACUAACAUUAAUUGGUUGGUUUGGUAAUAUUAAUAUAUUUUUAACAAUAUUAAUCGAUGGUAAAAUUUGUGACAUCAUUUCCAAUGAUAAUGAAACCAUUCAAUGUAUUCCACCAUAUUAUCCGUGUGAUUUCAUAAAGACCUCAUCAUUAGAACUAUCAGUUUCUCAAAAUAAUUACAUAUGGAAUGGAAUUUAUAAUCCAAUAUUUAUCAAUGGUUGUAGUAAUAGUAAUGAAGGCAGUAGUAGUAGUGUUGGUGGCAAUAGCGAUUCUUCAUUACCAUCACCAUCAUCAUCAUCAUCAUCAUCCAAUAACCCAAAUUUAAUUAGUCUAUUCAUUUUGUUAUUCCUAAUUAUAUUGGUUUUGUUAGGUUUUGUUUUUCUUAGAAAAUUAAUUAUAAAAAAUAAUUAUUUCCGCUAUAACAACCUUAAUACCAAUGAAAAUGAAGUCAAUAUAUUUUUAAGAAAUAUAAACUAA